Drosophila sechellia is the source of this 2149-nucleotide messenger RNA. It is a transcript of the gene Zw, whose product is annotated as glucose-6-phosphate 1-dehydrogenase Zw. The record is from RefSeq and is a predicted model, not a curated record. Lineage: Eukaryota; Metazoa; Arthropoda; Insecta; Diptera; Drosophilidae. The coding region runs from base 412 to 1986 and encodes 524 amino acids. Gene Ontology annotation, molecular function: glucose-6-phosphate dehydrogenase activity; NADP binding. Gene Ontology annotation, biological process: glucose metabolic process; pentose-phosphate shunt, oxidative branch. Gene Ontology annotation, cellular component: cytosol. The transcript has 4 exons.
CGAUCAGCGGCGCAGUCGGGGUUACAAAGCGUUUGCUGCUUCAGCUGUUGUUGCUGGUGUUGGUGUUGUUGCCAUUGGCAGUGCUUGCUGGGGCGUUUGUUUGCUGCCGCGCUUCAGUCAGUCAGGGAAUGAUCGUGCUUAGCUCCAUUACUACCGCUACCACCGAGGCUCCGCGACUCCGUACUCGCUUUGUUUAGUUAGUGAAUUCGACGACGACGACGACGACCUGCGCGUGCGAUUAAAGCGCCGCAACUCUUUGUAAUUACACUGCCAGAGCCUCAGAGGUUGCUCGAAAUCCAGCGACUGGAGAAAUCGGAAAUCGAGUUGGAAAUCCGAAUCGAAAGGCCAGCGUAUACAUAGUUGUCACACUUUUGCUUUUAAACCUAAAAAUCCAUUCACAUUCGGGUCAAGAUGGCAACGCAGAAGGAAGAUCACACCGCCCUGGAUCUCAUAAUCAAGUCACUCAAGUCGCCGACCAUGGUCUGCGAGGGCACCCACUUCGACGGCAAGAUCCCGCACACGUUCGUCAUCUUUGGGGCGUCCGGCGAUCUGGCCAAGAAGAAGAUCUACCCCACGCUCUGGUGGCUCUACCGCGAUGACCUGCUGCCCAAGCCGACCAAGUUCUGCGGCUAUGCCCGUUCCAUGCUGACCACCGAAACCCUCAAGGCGCAGUGUCUGCCGUACAUGAAGGUCCAGCCGCACGAGCAGAAUAAGUACGACGAGUUCUGGGCCCUCAACGAUUACGUGUCCGGCAGAUACGACGGACGCACUAGCUUCGAGGUGCUUAAUCAGCGGCUGGAGAUGAUGGAGAACAAGAACAAGGCGAACCGCAUCUUCUACCUGGCCCUGCCGCCCAGCGUCUUCGAGGAGGUGACUGUCAACAUCAAGCAGAUCUGCAUGUCGCUCUGCGGUUGGAACCGCGUGAUUAUCGAGAAGCCCUUCGGACGGGAUGACGCCUCCUCGCAGGCGCUGAGCGACCAUCUGGCCGGUCUGUUUAACGAGGAUCAGCUGUACCGCAUCGAUCACUACCUGGGCAAGGAGAUGGUGCAGAACCUGAUGACCAUACGUUUCGGCAACAAAAUCCUCAGCUCGACGUGGAACCGCGAGAACAUCGCCUCCGUGCUGAUCACGUUCAAGGAGCCCUUCGGCACCCAGGGUCGUGGCGGCUACUUCGACGAGUUCGGCAUCAUACGCGACGUGAUGCAGAACCAUCUGCUCCAGAUCCUGUCGCUGGUGGCCAUGGAGAAGCCGGUGAGCUGCCACCCGGACGACAUCCGAGACGAGAAGGUCAAGGUGCUGAAGAGCAUCGAAGCCCUGACGCUGGAUGACAUGGUGCUGGGCCAGUACCUGGGCAAUCCGCAGGGCACAACCGAGGAUGCGCGCACGGGCUACGUGGAGGACCCCACCGUUAGCAACGACUCGAACACGCCCACCUACGCCCUCGGCGUGCUCAAGAUCAACAACGAGCGCUGGCAGGGAGUGCCCUUCAUCCUGCGCUGCGGCAAGGCGCUGAACGAGCGCAAGGCGGAGGUGCGCAUCCAGUACCAGGACGUGCCCGGCGACAUCUUCGAGGGCAGCACGAAGCGGAACGAGCUGGUCAUCCGCGUCCAGCCGGGCGAGGCCCUUUACUUCAAGAUGAUGACCAAGAGCCCCGGCAUCACCUUCGACAUCGAGGAGACGGAGCUGGACCUCACCUACGAGCACCGCUACAAGGACUCCUACCUGCCGGAUGCCUACGAGCGGCUCAUCCUCGACGUCUUCUGCGGCUCCCAGAUGCACUUCGUCCGCUCGGACGAGCUGCGCGAGGCGUGGCGCAUCUUCACACCCAUUCUGCACCAGAUCGAGCGGGAGCGGGUGCGGCCAAUCACCUACCAGUACGGAUCGCGCGGUCCCAAGGAGGCCGACCGCAAGUGCGAGGAGAACAACUUCAAGUACUCCGGCUCCUACAAGUGGCACGGCGGCAAGGCGGCCACGUCCAAUCUCUGAGCGAUCGGAGCACACCAAUUCCCGAGCUGGGUUCGCAGGAUACUCCUCUCUGUCCACACAUACAUGUACAUACAUAUAUAUAUGUAUUCUUUGGUUAUUUGUAAUUCUCUUCGGUCUGUACAAGAUUUUUUUUAUUAAAUAUACGAAAUAGUGUUUAGCUGGA